GAAGCGAGAUUCCUGCUGAGUGAACGGAAGUAAGUACGUGGCUGCUCCCGCUGCCGUGUCUGCAGGAUGGCGACUGAGGUUCAGAGCGGCGACCUCACCAGCGCUAACUCAAGCCGUCUCGAAGUUUCCAUCGACGGCUUGACGCUGAGUCCCGACUCCGAGGCAGAACAAGAGCAGCUGGAGCCCUCGGGUCCCGGGGCAGACGGAGAGUCGGCCGGCGAGGCCGCGGGAGAGGAGGAGCGGGGCGAGAGCGGGCACAGCUCGGUGGAGAAGGUCUGGGGCUUUCCCCUGGUGGAGCUCUACGGCCUGGCGCUCAGAUUUUUCAAAGAAAAAGAUGGCAAGGCCUUCCACCCUACAUAUGAGGAGAAGCUGCGUCUGGUGGCCCUACAUAAGCAGGUCCUCCUAGGACCUUACAACCCAGAUGCUUCCCCUGAGGUGGGAUUCUUUGAUGUGUUGGGAAAUGAUCGCAGGAAAGAAUGGGCAUCAUUGGGAAAUAUGGAGAAGGAUGAGGCCAUGGUAGAGUUUGUUAAGCUGUUAAAUAAAUGCUGUAAUUUAUUUGCACCUUUCGUUGCAUCACACAAGAUUGAAAAGGAGGAGCAAGAGAGGAAGAGGAGGGAAGAAGAGGAGCGGCGACGUAAAGAGGAAGAGGAGCGGGAGCGGCAGCGUCAAGAGGAGGAGAGGCGCAGAUGGGAGGAGGAGGAGAGACUGAGGAGAGAAGAGGAGGAAAGGAGGCAGGCUGAGGAGGAGAGACUCCGUGUGGAACAGCAAAAGCAGCAGAUUAUGGCUGCUCUGAAUGCACAGACCGCUGUGCAGUUCCAGCAGUAUGCUGCACAGCAGUACCCGGACAGUCCUGAGCAACAGCUGGUCCUCAUCAGACAGCUUCAGGAGCAGCACUACCAACAGUACAUGCAACAGCUCUACCAGGUGCAGCUGGCACAGCAGCAGGCGGCCUUGCAGAAGCAGCAGGAGGAUUCUGUAGUGCUUUCAACAUUAGAAGCCAGUGAGACUUCAGCACCCUCCACUGGUGAGGAGGCCCCUACAGUGAAUGGCCAGGCAGAAUCCUCCACUGACAGCAUAGAGAGAGAGCCAGACCUGGAGCCUGCUGAGGAGGUCACUGAGAAUGGCCCCACAGACUCCUCUCCGGUGAUAGCAGCACCCUCUAUGUGGACCAGACCUCAGAUUAAGGAUUUUAAGGAGAAGAUACGCCAGGAUGUGGAUUCGGUGAUCACAGUGGGACGAGGGGAAGUGGUCACUGUGAGGGUUCCAACCCAUGAGGAAGGCUCUUACCUCUUCUGGGAGUUUGCCACAGAUUACUAUGACAUUGGCUUUGGUGUCUUCUUUGAAUGGACAGACUCAACCAAUGCCUCAGUUAGUGUUCAUGUCAGUGAGUCUAGUGACGAAGAUGAGGAUGAAGAAGCAGAGCCGCAGAGUGAGGAGGAGAAGGCCAAAAAGGAGGCAGGGAAGCCGCAGGUGGAUGAGAUUGUGCCGGUGUACCGGCGGGACUGUCAUGAAGAGGUUUAUGCUGGAAGUCACCAGUAUCCUGGCCGUGGCGUCUACCUGCUGAAGUUUGACAACUCUUACUCGCUCUGGCGGUCCAAGAGUGUCUAUUACAGAGUCUACUACACCAGAUAAGCCUGGAGUCAAGACUGUGGAGCAGGAGUAUGUGUGUACGUGUGAGUGUGUUGGUAUGUGAGUGGAGUGCGUCUCAUGCUGUUCGACUUUAGGAGGGUUGGGCUCUGAUGAAUACUUGCCACCUCUGUUUUGCACUCUGAAAGGCAUUCUCUAGGAUUUUGUGCUUAUUGAUGGUAUUGUCUUCAGCACCCAUUGUGACUUAUCCUCAGCCUCCAUUUUCUAAUGUCAUCCAAAGAGGUGCUUUGGCCACUUACAAAGCUAUGUAUCCUGUUUGGACAGGUUUACUUGUCAUGUAACUUGUGACUAGGAUGUGUGACUAAAGCAUGCUACACAAGGGGAGGGUUGUGCCGAGAAUAACAAAAUGCUGCUUUUCCACCACUGCCUGAAACCUGUGAGUUUUUGUUACCAACAGACUUCUUUCUCCUGAAGAUGUGUGAGACUGUAUUAAGCAUGAUAUUGUGUUGUAUAACCGUGCUUUAGAGGAAUUCCUUCAGUGAGACUGAAUUGACUUUGUGGACAUUUAAUUUGAGUUAGGGAUGUGCACAGGUACUCGAGUUCCCUGUUAAUUGUUCAUGGUAACAUUGCCAGUAAUUUAAUACUCAUCCAACAUGAAAACCUAGCAGUUUUCGUUGGCUUCUUUUGAAUAACAACUUGUUUUCAAGUAUGUUCCUCUGCCUGUUGCCCAAGGCCAGUGCUGGCACUUAAAAAGGUGAAAAUACAACCCUGCAGCCCUUUUUUCUUUCUUUCCCCAAGUUUAACCUAACAGAUAUCUGUUUAUGAUCUUUUAUGGAUACUCUGAGCAAAAUUACUCCAAAUGCACAUCUCUAAUUUGACCUUUGAAACUGUUGAUACUGAAGCUGUGUACUUUGUGUUUUUCUCUCUGUUUUUCUUUUUUUUCUUGUUUAGGCAUGCUGACCGUCUAAUGGUGACAGAUUUUCAGUGUUAGUCGUCUCUAGCUUUGUAUUCAUAUGUAUUAAUUGCAAUUUAUAGGUUAUAUUGCUGAAAACCUAAAAAAAAAAGCAAAAUAAAAAGAAUUAACAGAUGAUAAUUGAUAAUUGUUGCUUAGUCACACACUACAAUGAAAACAACUCCUGUAUCUGCCACAAGUUUUACUUUAGAAUGAAAUAAUAAUUUGAUAAGGCAGCUAAUCUCAAACUUCAUCAUUCCCUAAUGUGUUUUUUGCUUCCUGUUUGGCUGUUCUAUUGCUGAUAUGCUGUUAGUGUGCUAUGAUGCCUCCAUAUAGGGUAUAUCUGCAGGGAUGGUGCAACCUGUGUUGGCAAUAUUUAGCUAACAUCCAUCGCUUAUGUCCUGUGACCAUCCUUUGUGAACCUGAACAUGCUUCUGGUUUCAGGUACUAGUGGAAAAGCAGUAUAACAUGCCUUGCUCCUAGAGGACUACCUAAUUUAGGUCACCACUGAGAAUAUCAGCUAAUAGUGUACAAGUGCUUCACCAGUCAGCAUACAGUUCAGGAGUAAAGCAGCACAUGCCGCUUGGGGCCCACUGGUGGAAAAAAGUGUAAUAAUAAGAUAUGUUUUUUCUACUGUUGGAAGAUUGGGGGAUGACAUGUAUCUGGACUAAACUGGUGGAGGCCUUGAAGAGAGAGAUUCAUGUUUUGCAACGUUUGCUAAAGUGGUUGGAUUGUGUGUAAAGCAUUUAUUAAAUAUUUAUUAAUCUCCCUGAUAGAGUAGGGCCCUUGAUGUGUCUGUCAUAUUACAUGUAACUCGUUUCCCAACCAUUCACAUAUUGGCUUUUUAAAGAGUUUGUUGUCUCUCAUCUGAAAUAUCACUUUCCUUAUUUCUUUUUUUUUCUUCAAUGCGUUCUUUUUGUCAUCAGUUGGCAGUAUUGACUUUAUUGUGGCAUAACUAGCUGUUCAGACUCUUCUUGCCUUUUUUUCAGUCUAUCACUGUUACAUUUUUAUGUAUGUAGUUAUAGAAGGCCACAUAAAAACAGAUGUAUUAAUUUCAUGAUUUUAUCAUUGUCACACAAACACUUUCAGUAACUUUAUUAAAAGCUAACAGUUUUGCUGUUUUUCUUUCACAUUUCUGUGGCUGCCAGAUGGAAUCAGACUAAUUACCAAAAUCAAAAUUUGAACUUGUGAGCGCUUUGACUGUUUCUGUUUUAUUUAUUGGUGUUUGCAGCUUUGAAGACCAUUACAGUGAGCACUGCUGUGAAUUCAAGAAUUGUGCUCGGUUUCUGUUGGAUUUUCUUUAUGGUGUUGAAAGAAUGCUUUUUCAUCACUCAACAUACACUAUAAACCAUCUCUCACUGGAUGUUUGAUGGCAUUUCUAUAACAAGGUUGUUUUAUCACAAUAAUUCUGUGUGUUUGUGUAAGCCUAUGUGAAGCCGGGCGGUGUUCCUUGAGUGGUUUCAGCUCACCCACAUGAGCAAAUUUACAUAAAUGCAUUUAUGUACAGAUUUACAUAGAAGAUAUAUAUACUUGUGCAGAUGUGAUAAUGUGCACAUGUGCACAGUACACCACAGAACAGAGAUCAAGAGAACUUGAAUGGCCCAAAAGCGACCUAAAGAAACGAUGCAUUGGUUUGAGAACAUUUGUUAAUUGGGCUAAAAUUCAUUAUCUCCCUAUUUUGUUUUUCUGUAUUGACCUUCUCAGUUGUUGGCAAUGUUAAAUCACUGUUACAAAUCAAGUGACAUAUAAUAGUGGGCUUGAGGAUAAAAUGAAGGUUUUGGUAAUAAGAUGAUGGUGUGAUAAAUCUUUUACAUUUUCCCCCAUUUGCAAGUGUAAAAUUGGUGUAAAUUCCAUACCAUGAGGACAUGAAGAAGCUCGGCAUUUUGUAUUGAUUUGACCUGUAUGAUCUGUAUGAGUUUGAGGACGAGUCAGUCUCCUUGAGCAUAUAUUUAAUCUUGAUUAAACUUAUGUUCAUCUGUACCUGUUGA
Molecule: messenger RNA, 4527 nt
Organism: Pygocentrus nattereri (red-bellied piranha)
Lineage: Eukaryota; Metazoa; Chordata; Actinopteri; Characiformes; Serrasalmidae
Gene: acbd3
Product: acyl-Coenzyme A binding domain containing 3
Exons: 8
Coding region: 67-1632 (521 amino acids)
Cellular component (GO): Golgi membrane
Molecular function (GO): fatty-acyl-CoA binding
Source: RefSeq, a predicted model, not a curated record